CGGUGCAGCGACUUCCGUUUACUGCGCCAUUCAGUUACUUGCAUGCAUUGUUUAUCGGCCGUUUUUUGCAACACGCCAACGACCGCAAUACACCGGUUUACGAUUAAGCGCGGACCGCCACAAAAGCCAAUAUGAUGAUCGAGUAGGUUUGAUAAUGAUGCGCAAGGAGCGUAACUAGGUCAGCCUCCGAACCGAAUAAGGCCACCUUACGGUACCGAGAGCAACUUUCUUCCCUUUUCUGAUAAGGUGCGGUGUAUACUCACGCCAAAAAAUGUUUAAAAAAACCUUCACAAUGACGCACUUUUCUGUGUAAGAGCAACGCUUGUCAAAAUCAGCUGUUUGUAAACAAACCCCAAUCGAGACCCAGUGUCAAGUUCCUCUGGUUGCUUUGAUGAUCCAACUCAUCAAAACAUUCGCCAAAACAUCAACUCCGGCUCGGUUUCAAUCGACGACGGCGCUACGGACCAUGUCCAAAAAGGGUGCCAGUAAAGGUGGCAAAAACGCCAAAUCGGUGGCCACCGGUGAAGCUACGACCCCCAGUACGACCGGCCCCAUCCUAGUCGAUGGUAAGACCGGUAAUUUGAUCAUAAAAAUUCUGGCCAAACCGGGUGCGAAAACGAGCGGCAUAACCGACGUUAGCGAAGAAGGCAUUGGCUGUCAGAUCGCCGCGCCACCGAUCGACGGUGAGGCCAACACGGAGCUGAUCAAAUAUCUCUCGAAACUGCUGGAACUUCGGAAAAGUGACGUCAGCCUGGAUCGAGGUUCGAAAUCACGCCAAAAGACGAUCGUACUGGACAAGAACGGUUGCCGGCACACUCCGGAACAGCUGUUGGCAAUUUUCCGAACCGAAGCGUCCACCGGAACGUAGCAGGACAGA
Molecule: messenger RNA, 877 nt
Organism: Anopheles cruzii
Lineage: Eukaryota; Metazoa; Arthropoda; Insecta; Diptera; Culicidae
Product: UPF0235 protein C15orf40 homolog
Exons: 3
Coding region: 392-868 (158 amino acids)
Cellular component (GO): cytoplasm
Source: RefSeq, a predicted model, not a curated record